AUGAAGAGUGACGAGGCUAAGGUUAUGUCAGUGUUACCUUGUGGUAACGCGGUGUGCGUCACUUGUUACGCAGAAACUACUGCUAAUUGCACAGUUAUCGGGGGACAAGCAGCAAGAUUACGAAUACCUUCAGGGCCAACUUGUGUCAACGGCUGGGAGAUGAAUUGUAAACUGGAGGACCAGAAUGCGCACCUCCGGGAGCAGAACGCCAAAUGCAACGUUCAGCUGGAGCUGCUACGGGGCCGCCUGGCGCACCUCUCCACCAUGCACCCCGACAAGGACCGGGAUACAGAGAGGUUAUGGAAAAGGAGGUCCCUAAGUCUGCCUAAGGACUCGUCGAGGGGGAGCUUUGAGGGUGACCGACCCGACAGCGACGAGUCUCUCGCCGACGGUCGUAACGAGGCCGACUACAUCCCGUCCCGACCUGCCACGCUCGGCCGAGACCGACGCUCAAAGUCUAGGUCACCUGCAGGACUGAGGAGAGCCAGCUCAAGUGACACCGAUGCCAACUAUGGCGAGAUUCGCUUUAAGUCUCGACACAAUGGAAUUCCAAGGACUGGUCUGGAGAGAAGAUAUGACAACGAAAAAGGGAUGAGAGACUCGUGGUAGACUCCGGUUCGGUAGACAUGGAGACUCGCCAAAGUUUGAGCCCCAAGAGUCCUUUAGAAGUGAUGCUCAAUAGCCUGACGCAGAGCACAGGUAGCUUACCCAGAAGUGGCUCCCGGGCUGGCAGUAGGGGAGACAGCCCGCGGAAACCUGUACCUCAGCCACGCACCAAGCACCUCAGAAGGAGGCGUGCCAACCUAUGUCACCAAGAGUGCUGACAGCCUUGAUCUGGAGCUGGAUGGUUAUGACAACACUGAGAGCACCGAUUCAAGUCAGUUGGCACGGUCUGGGGAUAGCCACCUGAGUGAUGAUGGUAGGAGAUCUCGAGCCAAGGAUGAAGCCCAUGACUACAGUGAGAUCUAUACGCCCAGCCGUGACCAUGCCCGCUGGCCGGGCCAGAGACCAAUGGAGAAAAGCCUCCCACACCUCCCCUGCACCGCUUUCCCUCAUGGGAGUCUAGAA
This is a messenger RNA of Homarus americanus (American lobster), 1068 nucleotides long. RefSeq lists its product as uncharacterized. The record is from RefSeq and is a predicted model, not a curated record. The transcript has 6 exons. NCBI's taxonomy places the organism in Eukaryota, Metazoa, Arthropoda, Malacostraca, Decapoda, Nephropidae. The coding region runs from base 1 to 609 and encodes 202 amino acids.